This is a messenger RNA of Peronospora farinosa, 963 nucleotides long. The record is from the annotation of a GenBank genome assembly. Lineage: Eukaryota; Oomycota; Peronosporomycetes; Peronosporales; Peronosporaceae.
AUGGCGAGCAGGUACGGGGACGAGUUUCGUGGACGCGGCCGAGAUCGCAGCAGAGACCGCGGGUAUGGAGGAGGGGGAGGUAUUGGAGGAGUCGAUAGAGGGUACGGCGGUCGAUCGAGCGGCGGGGGCUACGGCCGAGAACGCAUGGGCGGGCGUCGCAGCGAGCAGAGUGGCGGUGGCGCUGAGCAUUUGGCGCGUAUCCACGGUACGGAGGAGGACCGCGUGAACUGCCCCUUUUACUUCAAAAUUGGUGCCUGCCGUCAUGGUGACCGUUGCUCUCGGCUGCACAACAAGCCCGUGUUCAGCCAGACUAUCCUAGUUAGCCACAUGUACCAAAACCCGAUCGCACAGGUCAUCGCACAGAACGGAGAUCUAGCGUCACUGGACCAGCGCCAGGUGGAUGAGGAAUUUGAAGACUUUUACGAGGAAAUAUUUGAAGAGUUGUGCAAGUUUGGCAAGCUGGAGGAGCUUAACAUCUGCGAUAAUCUAGGAGAUCACCUGGUAGGCAACGUGUAUGCCAAGUAUGACGACGAAGAGCAUGCGGCAGCGGCGCAAAAGUCUCUUUACGGUCGUUUCUAUGCUGGACGACCGCUUGUGUGCGAAUUCUCGCCUGUGACGGAUUUCAGAGAAGCGCGUUGCCGACAGUUUGAUGAGGGUACGUGCAAUCGUGGCGGCUAUUGCAAUUUUAUGCACAUCAAGACGGUGCCGCGGUCCAUGCAGCGUGAGCUAGAAAGGACGUUCAAUCGCGAUCAUCGUGUCAAAAAUCGCAGCAGGAGCAGAAGCAAGAGUAGAAGUCGCAGUGGCAGUCGUGGGCGAGGAUACGUUGCGCGAGGACGCUCGCACAGUGGGUCGCAUGAUGCUCAGAAGGGCGAAUUUUCUCGUCGCAAAGGCAGCCGUAGCCGGUCCCCGUCGCCUGCCAAGAAAGACCGCCGUAGUCGAUCCCGCAGUAUCCCCCACUCGUGA